Molecule: messenger RNA, 2697 nt
Organism: Gekko japonicus
Lineage: Eukaryota; Metazoa; Chordata; Lepidosauria; Squamata; Gekkonidae
Gene: ENG
Product: endoglin
Exons: 15
Coding region: 296-2296 (666 amino acids)
Biological process (GO): vasculogenesis
Source: RefSeq, a predicted model, not a curated record
GCCAGCGACGAACAGUCAGGCAGAGGGAGCGUGGAGGAGACGCACGGCCUGCCGGUGGCGAACCCCAAUCACGGCAACCCACAGCCCAGCCUCGCUUUUCCAGCCUGCCGCCUGGCCUCCAUCCUCAGCGCUUUCUGGAACGUCCCAAGGCUGGAGUGGAGAAAGGCUGAGCUGCCCCGGCUGUGUCUCUCGUGGUCCCUUGUGAAACCCUGCAGCCCAGCCGAGAUCGGUGCUCCUGACCUUCUGCCUCUGGACACGGGCUAAGAGCAGCCGGGAGGAGGACGGAUCCCGCGUCAUGGAGAAGGUUCACUGCCUAGCGCUGCUCCUGGCCUUCAGCUCGGCCACAAGUGCAAGCCCAGUGGAUGUUCAAGACUGCACCCUCCAGCCACUCGAGCAGGGACAGGGAGUCAGAGUGCUGUACUCGACCGGCAGGGUCCCAAGCGGCUGCGUGAGCCGGGCUGCUCCAGAAGCUGAUCGAGAAGUCCACGUCCUCUAUCUGCAGUGUGGAGACAAAAGUGGGAUGUCCCAGCUCUUCCUGAACGUGUCGUCUGCUGACGGAAACAGCACCCAGCGGCGGAAAGUGGUGUUCGUGGUGAGCGCCAAUGGCUUCUCCUUGUUAACCAUCCAUUCAGAGGAUCUGCCCCUCACCUUCAUCUACAACUCUGAAAACAUUUUUCUGAACAUGAACACGAACAACGGAGAAACCAACACAACCGCACUUCCUUCCUUUGCCAGUGGCGAGGAGCUCUUGAAGUGGGCCAAAUUAAAGUACGGGGGUGUUUCCUCCUUUGCCAGCGUAGGGAGCCCUCAACGGAUCCACUUUCAAGUAGGCAAAGAGAUCGGAACUUCCGAGGACUGCAUCCCAGAGACGGAUUUCGAUGCCGGGCAGUACCUGGAGAUGGAUGUCAUCUCCUCGGAGGUCAAAAGCUGUCCUCACCCCAGCAAAAACCCCAGGAAAGAAGCGCAUAUCGUCUGGCUCCAGCAGGGCCACCAGGACUCCGGCACGCAGGCGGUGGAGCUGAACAUGAAUGUGACUUGUGACAAAGGAGACCCUUUUAAGGAGCUCAGCGUGGUGCUGGUGCUUAAAAGCCAGCACAGUCUGCUGUGGAACAUCGGCUCGACGACCCAUUCGACCCAGUUCUUGGUGUCUGGCAAGUACAGCUUAAAGCACAUGAGCUCCGGGAAGAUUGACGGCGAAGCCCUCCCAGACAGCAAAGAAGGUCUGAUCAGAAAGGUCCAUGACAGAGGCGUCGAUUUCAUUGCUUCCUACACAGAGAUACCGUCUGCCAACCGCAUCACCCUAGAAGUAGUCCGAUGUGCAGAAGAGUCGAGGGAGGCGGCUACCACGCCACAGGCCAGAAGUCACCCGCACAGCCCGACCAGAGAGAUCGAAGGCCUGAUAAACCUCGUGGUGCCGUGGAGGUGCCUGGAGAACACCAUCGAAGUGGCCCUGGCCAAGCAAUACUUGUCUGUUUUAAAGGAUCCCAUCACAAUUAUGACUCUCUCGGACUCCCGCUGUGUGGCACAAGAUAACAUGACGCAUUUUGUUCUGAGAAGUGGCUUGGAAGAUUGUUUCACUCGGGUGGAAAGCGGAAUCCAUGUCAAGAACAAGCUCAUUGUGACCCUGGCUUCUCUGCAGCAAGUCACGAUACCGUUUCAGUGUGAUCUCCCGGAGAAGCUUUCUCUCCAGCUUUUCUCCACACCAGAAUUCAGAUUGCCAUCCACAACUCUGGAAUUCAACGAAGUGGCCUAUGUCCAGGUGUCGCUCAGGACAGCCGACCAAGACUCAUCUCUGCAACUCCAAGAAUGUUCCCUAAAAGCCACUGGCAGAACAUCCAUGCCACUGAUCCGCAACGGCACCUCAGCCAGUUCCUCUGUGGAGAUCUUGGAAGUUCCCGACAACUCUCCUGGCACACGGAUUCAUCGCUUCCGAUUCGUCUAUGAAGCCAAAGAUGGAGGGCGGCCCAGUUUGUCCGCCACCCUUGUCUGCUGGGUGUCUCUGAACCGCCAUAAUCCCAGCUCCUUUGAAAGCUCUUUGGACGUGAAGGUGAACGACCCCAACUCUCCAUCGCACGAUCAAGGCUUGGGGAUCGGCACUGUCGUUGGAAUAACUUUUGGGGCCUUUCUAAUCGGAGUCCUGCUCACAGCAGCGUUGUGGUACAUCUACUCCCACACACGUCCUCUGGCCAAGAUGCAGCCCGUCUCUGCGAAUCCCCCCGCCUCCGAGAGCAGCAGCACCAACCACAGCAUCGGCAGCACGCAGAGCACCCCCUGCUCCACCAGCAGCAUGGCAUAGCAACUUCGGACCGGGGACCGGACAGGGCCACCGACCCCUCUUUAGGGGGAGGUGUCAGAAUUGUGGACGGUUAACCUUCUGCCAGUCAGGAACAGGGAAGCCUCUUACUGGAGAGGGCAAAAGAGAGGCUGUGUGUGUGGGGUUUUUUAAAGCUCCUCGGAGUGACCAAUUUCAGCCAGCACUUUAAGGCGACUCCCCGGGCAGCCAUCAAGAGCUCCAGCCGAGCAGGAUCCUUCUGCCGACAAUUUCCGGCACCGUCCGUCACGCUGAGACACCCCCACCCCCCAACCGGUUCUUUCUGCAGGGGACGCCCGGUCAGCCUUUGGCUCACAAGCCCACCGUUGUCAUCCUGGCGAGCCAAGCCUUUAGCCCAGGACUGGAUGGUUCCAGCUGAUUGAUAA